Sphaeroforma arctica JP610 is the source of this 1380-nucleotide messenger RNA. RefSeq lists its product as hypothetical. The transcript is spliced from 2 exons. The coding region runs from base 1 to 1380 and encodes 459 amino acids. NCBI's taxonomy places the organism in Eukaryota, Ichthyosporea, Ichthyophonida. The record is from RefSeq and is a predicted model, not a curated record.
AUGUAUAAGAUGCUAACUUAUUCAUCCUUGUUGUCAUUGUCAGGGGCUAUGCUGCGCGGCCAGAGUAUGAUGGGCAUGAUCGCCUCACCCUCAGGCAUGGACCAAAAUCUAAGCGGCGCAGGUCAGCCUAAUCCAGGCCAACAGGCUAACGGUAUGGGCGGCAACGAACAGCGACCACCCUCAGCCGAAGAUCAGAGGCGACUUUUGAACUUUUUCAAGGAGGCUAUACGGAAGCACCAAAUAGGACUCCAGCUAUCUGACGAGGAGAAGGCUCUAGUGGAUCGAUUGACCAUAAAACCUCAGAUACUACCGCUGCUGGAACAGAGCCUGGAGAAGGCCACGAGAGAGGAGCAGCAGUUGAAACAACAACAAAUGAUGAUGGCCCAAAAGGCAGGAUUGGGGGCAGUAGCAGGAAUGAACGCCCGUCAAAUGAGCUUCGAAGGAAUGUCAGCCAUGUCUCCGUCGCAUUUGCCCUUUGGCACUCCCAAUGCACUCAAUCCGAACUCAGUCACAAAUACACCUGCCACCGCCCCGAAUGUGGGCACUCCCGGAGCGGGACCGCACACACGGGUGGGUACACCCAUGGCCAGUAGUAAUAGUAAUACUAACAACAAUAACAGUAACACGGCCAACCUCGCCUCUGGAGCUGGUGCCAACUCCAAGACACAGUCAGGCUCAGCUCUGCAUAGCACGAACACAGGCAUGAGUGCAAGUGCGGGUGGCAGUACGAGCGCAGCGACGCUCAAACGCAGCAACACGAACAACAGCACAACGGAGGGGAAAGGAGACGAAGACGAGGGCGUAGGCGCCGGGGGUAAGAUCAAGCGCAAGAUGUCCAACGCUCGCAAAACCAAGCGACAGAAGCUCGGCGAUUUUAAGGAAGAAGGGGACAAGAAUACUGCAACCAGUAGUACCACUGGUGCUGGGGCCAGACCGAAUACAGCGGAGGGCAAAGCCAAUGGCAGGAACUCAAGUGCGUCGUAUAAACGUCCGGGCGAGAUAAAGACUACGGCAUCGGGUAGGAUCUCCAGGACUGGCAGUGCAAGUAAGGUGGGGGCGUCCAAGAAAAAGAGCUCUGCGGCAACUACACCCAAGACCGAGCCAGUCUCUGGGGGUGGCUUCCCGGCCACUGGACUGAGUAUAGUCGAAACCCCAGCACCGGGCGAGAGUAAGGUAUCGGGGUCGAGUACUGCUGGUUUGGACAUGGACAGCAAGAGCAAGCCGAAUAAGAACAUGAAUGCGAAUGCACUGAGGCCGGUGAUAUCGGAGGUUGAUGUGUGUGCCGAUCCUGCGGAGCUGCAGAAAGCCGGCCCGGACGCUAAGGCAAGGUAUACGGCGUCGCAAGUCACCCUGGACUUGAAGCCCAUUCACGAGGUAUGA